Rhizophagus irregularis DAOM 181602=DAOM 197198 is the source of this 1056-nucleotide messenger RNA. NCBI's taxonomy places the organism in Eukaryota, Fungi, Glomeromycota, Glomeromycetes, Glomerales, Glomeraceae. The record is from RefSeq and is a predicted model, not a curated record.
AGAAUGAUGAGCUUAAGGAUAAGAAUACUGAAAUCCCUGAACUUAGAAGGAAGUUCGCUGAGAUUGAGGCUGAGAGAGCUGAACUUUUAAGGCCAGAAUUGCUGAGCUUUUAAAACAGGGUGUGGAAGAAAAUAAGAGGCGUGAUGCUGAGAAUGCCGAGCUCAAGGUCAGAAUCAUAGAGUUAGAGAAAAAUAAGACAGUUACCACUAAACUCGAGUCUGAAAAUGCUGAGUUUAGAGAUAGAAUCACGAAAGUGGAACAGAGACAGAUGCAAAAUGAUAAUGUUACCAUAACCAAUUCUUCUAACAACAGUAACAACAGUUCAUCUAACUUCAAUUUUGUUGCAGAGGAUCGCGGGAAAUCAUUGGCGGAUGAGAAAAUGGAUGGUUCCUUUUAUGAAAAGGUUUGCUUUAACAAAGAAGAACAGAUGCCAGAGGUAUCACCUGCCAACGUACCUGACUCAGACAUAGCUCAGCUCAAACAUCAUGCACCUGUUUGUGAAGCUGUACCAGAGAUAACAGUACCUGUCAGCCCUUCACUUUGCGAAGAUGAUAAAAAGACCGAUGAAUUCUUAGACUUGGUGCAAAAGAAAAGUGUUAGUGAUAGGAUAAGGCAACGCAAUAAGGAGAAGAAAAUUCAGCGUGAGUCAGUUAACCAGGACGUCACCUCCAAACCUGCGUACGUAGCAGAAACAGAUAGUGACGAUGACAACUCAUAAGAGCCAAGCGAUCGGAGCAUUUUGGAAAAAUCGGAAAUUUCUGGAAAUUUUGCGAAUAAAAUUCACAAUUUUCAUGAUCAAAAUAUUGACAAAUCUAUAGAGGAUAACCAGUUGGACUGUAAUUUAUCCAAAAAUGAUUCAUCUGGAGAUGACGAUUUCACUGUUCCUUCCGAGCAGGCACUGGAACGUGACUUGAUGCAACAAUUAUCUCUCCCAUCCACUAGUAUAGACACAGAAAUUCUGCUCACCCCGCCAGUAAUCGAUAAAAAACAGCAAUUUUCUGUUACAGCAGAGUGUAUAGUCUAUAUGUUUCGAAAAGCUGUUCGCUCUGGUUAUGA